UCUUGAAUUAAGUCCAUUAUUCCUGCCUGCUUUCCCUCUGAGCACUUCCACUCCGCUCAGCUCCUGCGAAAAAACUCUGCAUGUGUGUGUGAACUCCUGGCGUGUGUGUGUUAAGAAGACUUUUAUGUGUGUGCACAGGGCUGUGUGUUUUUCUAAGUGGAGCUGGAGUGGUGUAGCUGUUCAUCAGUGGAGCUGACUGCAGACAGGGGAAUACUCAGAUCUCACAGCGCUGCUUUUUAAGUCACGCACCGGCUGCUUUUUUGGACUUCUUUGAAGACUUACUGGACUUUUAUUUGGACCAAAGCGGGACUCUACUGUUGCUCUCUUUCUGCCCUUCAGGCACCAUUCACAAUUCUGGAAUUAGUCAAGAUUUUUUCACAGAUUUGUAAAGAUCUGUAUCUGCCUCAUACUUGAUAUUGUUUUACCUUCAAAUUCGUGGACUAACUAAUUUUAAGAUACAGCAUCAAAAGUUUCCACCUGAUGAUCCCGAUGAACUUUUCUGUCCUCUCAUUUGAUUUAGACAUGCACAACUCUAAGAAGAGGGUCUUCUGCAGGCACAAAAGUAUGCCCAUUGAGUGUGUUUAGGUGUGUGUGUGUGUCUAGCACUCUCUAUACUCAGGGUAUAUAAUCAGAAGGGUUUGACUCAUAUGGACUUGUUUGUUUUCCUUUUAUUGACAUGGAGGGACUAUGAGAGUUAAAAAAGGAAAAGUCAGUGCACUAGCUAUGGAAACAGUCAGUGCUGUCAGAGGUAUGUUUGGCUCAGGUGAACGCUGAUCCAGACCCGGAAUGUUCUGAACUCUGUCGGAAUUUGGUCCCCAUGGAAACGGAUGGACAGGUCCCUAUGCCCAUGUGUGAGCUUUGUGUCCCAUCUCGGAUGUAAGAGGUAAACUGAAACAGAGCUCUUCAGCACCAAGAAGGACGACACAGAGAUUACAACGAAAAUUAAGAACCAGAAAGGAGAUUCUAACGCGUCCAAAGGCUAACAACAAGAGGGAAGAUCUGUGUUGGGUUUGCAAAGCUGAGCUGAGCCCAAACCAGUCCAAGCUGAAUAUUUGGCAUAACUGCUACGUGGAAUCUAAGUUAGCCUGAGAAAGCGGAAAUUUUCUACAUCAGCUUUUGAAAGGAAAGUGUUGCCAAGAUGAUGACCAUGAUGAUGAUGAUGGCGGCCAUGAUGGUCACCUGCAGCUCUCUGUUCCUGCUGGGUCUGGCUGCCGCUCACGCCUCCUCCAGCACAACGUCCCGCACUUCCACAUCACCCUCCGCUCCCUCUUCUUCUUCUUCCUCCUCCUCCUCUUCAUCCUCCUCACCGCGCAUGAAGCUCUCAUACAAAGAGUUGCAGCAGUUCCACGGAGUGCGGCGGUUCGAGCUGGAGCGUUCCUGUUGCUUCAGCGCUCUGCUACUGGAUGAAGAGAGAGGCCGUCUCUUCGUUGGAGCUAAGAACUUCCUGCUGUCGCUGUCACUGGAUAACAUCGCAAAGCAGGAGCACAAGAUCUACUGGCCUGCUCCUGUCGAUUGGAGGGAGGAGUGCAACUGGGCUGGAAAGGAUAUCACUUCGGAUUGUGUGAACUAUGUGAAGAUUGUGCAUCACUUUAACCGCACACACCUGUACGCCUGUGGGACCGGGGCCUUCCACCCUACAUGUGCAUUUGUAGAGGUUGGACACAGGAUGGAGGACCAUGUGUUCAGGAUUGACCCCUCUAAGGUAGAGGACGGGAAAGGAAAGAGUCCGUAUGAUCCUCGCCACAAUGCUGCAUCUGUACUCGUCGGUGAUGAGCUAUACGCAGGUGUUGCCACAGAUCUGAUGGGACGGGACUUCACCAUCUUUAGAAGCCUGGGGAAACGGCCCUCCAUUCGCACAGAACAGCAUGACUCACGCUGGCUCAACGAACCGAAGUUUGUUGGUUCCUUUUGGGUGCCGGAGAGCGAGAACCCAGACGAUGACAAGGUAUUUUUCUUCUUCCGGGAGACGGCGGUUGAGGCCCAGGGUCUGGGAAAGUCUACCUACUCCCGUAUCGGACAACUCUGCAGAAAUGACCUGGGCGGUCAGAGGAGUCUGGUGAACAAGUGGACGACAUUCCUAAAGACCCGUCUGAUCUGCUCGGUACCAGGAGCUGAUGGCAGCGACACAUACUUUGACGAGCUGCGCGAUGUGUUCCUGCUGCAGACCAGGGACAGAAAGAACCCCCUGGUGUACACUGUCUUCUCCACUUCCAGCAGUGUAUUUAAAGGCUCAGCUGUGUGUCUCUACUCCAUGAAUGACAUCCGGAGGGCCUUCCUGGGGCCGUUUGCACACAAAGAGGGGCCCAACUAUCAGUGGGUCCCCUUCCAGGGAAAAGUCCCCUAUCCCCGCCCAGGAAUGUGUCCCAGCAAGACCUUUGGCAGUUUUGAGUCCACAAAGGGUUUCCCGGACGAUGUGAUCCAGUUUGCGCGUCACCACCCUCUGAUGUAUAACCCUGUCUACCCUAUGAGCAGACGGCCUAUCUUUGUUAGAACCAACGUUGACUACAGCUUCACCCAGAUUGCUGUGGACAGAGUCAACGCUGCAGAUGGACAAUAUGAUGUCAUGUUUAUCGGCACAGACAAAGGGACAGUUCUGAAAGUGAUCAAUGUUCCUAAGGAGAGCUGGAACAACAUGGAAGAACUUCUUCUGGAGGAGCUGGAGGUCUUCAAAGAUGCUUCAUCUAUCGUCGACAUGCAAAUCUCAUCAAAACGGCAACAACUAUAUCUGGGCUCAAACACGGGGAUUGCUCAGGUCCCUCUUCACCGCUGCAGUGUGUAUGGAAAGGCCUGUGCUGAGUGCUGCCUGGCCAGGGACCCAUACUGCGCCUGGGAUGGAACGUCCUGUACCCGCUAUCUGCCAAACACCAAGAGACGUUUCCGUCGACAGGAUGUGAGGAAUGGAGACCCCAACACCCUGUGCUCUGGAGACCACCACAAGUAUCGUGCUGCAGAGAAGAAGCUGUAUGGAGUUGAGGGAAGCAGCUCUUUCUUGGAGUGUAUCCCAAAAUCCCUUCAGGCCAGAGUGACCUGGACCUUCCAGAAACAUCCACAGAAUCCAAGGGAAGAGGUGCGUCUAGACGACCGUAUCCUCCAGACAGACAGGGGACUUCUGAUUCGACGCGUCCUGAAGAGAGAUAUCGGCAUCUACCAGUGCCACGCCAUGGAACAUGGCUUCACCCAAACCUUGCUGGGUAUCACCUUGGAAGUUGUACCUUCGACAUCCUCUUCAGCCUCCAAUCUACCCUCAGAUGCCCCUGUCCGGUUAGACCCCCGCAGCGGAGGUGGGCCCCCAAUGACCAAUCAGAAGCUUUGGUACAGGGACUUCAUGCAGUUGGUGGACCAUCCUAACCUCAGCACCGUCGACCAGAUUUGUGAGCAAGUUUGGGCACGCAAGAACGCCGAGGCUGGCCAACUGGAUAAGAGCUUUCCUGCUCAAGGGAAGGAAGUCCCACCUUUGGGCCCUGCUGUCCGCCCAGCUAACAAGAAGUGGAAGCAUCUGCAGGAGAUAAGGAAGGGGAGAAACCGCCGGACCCACGAUGGUAAACCAAACCCUCGGGCGCCUCGUAGCGCAGGGGAGUAACAACAUGGAGAACGAGAUGGAGGGAGAAAAGAUUGACUGAUACAAGAUGAAAAGAGGAGAGUGAAAGAAAGUAAAAGACUUAAGAACUUGUGGAGGUGUUCACACAUACAGAUACACCCACGCACAUAAAAACACGUACAGACACACACAUACACGGCACCUCCUCUAUUGUGUAUAUUUAUCAAUGGAUGCUUCCACUAUAUGGUACCCUAAUCCCUGAGUCCUCGUCCCACUGGCCAGCCCCUGCAUGUGCUGCCUACUGCCCAACUUGAUUCUGCACGAUCCCUUUACACUGUUCCACUAGAGUAGUCGAGUGUACAAACAAUUACUUGAGGUGUGGGAAUGAACUUACACACGCCUGACGUUCCCUAUGCCACUGACUGUAUAUGGACGGUGUGUUCACAGCAAAGAGAUUGCCACAUCUUUUCUUAGGUAUCAUGUGAUUGUCACAUUUUAUGAAGAUAGUGGCUCACAGUAUGAACACCUGACUUCUGGACUACACCACUUGAAACGGCCCCAGAGUUUUUUUUUUGGUUGAACUUUCCUCAUGACCUGAAGAUGUCAUACCAAUGGACACCACUGAUGGAACUGAGUGCUGCACAUGACGGGGAGGAAUGGAGAAACGUGCCGACUGGCAUAUACUGGAAUAUAAUGGUCUCUGACGGGAAACACGGCUUACUACACACGGGCAAUUGCACGAGCAUGCACAGAAACCAUUUUGAAAACCAUUUCUUUUGAACUAACAGGAUGAAUUAUUUAACUUCCUGUAGUGCUCUGCCUGCAAAUAUUUCCAGUCACAUUUCACAUAGUUCAUCUGAGCAUUUAACACAUUUCAGUGAUGGAGGAGGUGGAGAUCCCAGCAGUGUGGGGAAGCCUGUGAAACAAGACCAGCAUGUUGCAGAACUGGUUAUAUUAUAUAGUAGGGUUUCUUAGUGGGUUUCCUUAGGCACAUUGUUGCAGCAAAAGACAAAAAAAAACACAAUACAGUCGUGGUUGUAUCUGAGCAGAUAUGAUUAUAUUUCUUAACUGGUCCAAACCACUAAAGAAUGAGGAGGGGGAUCAGGACUACUGGCAUUCCAUGAUGUGACAGACGGAUGAGAUGUUUACACUUCACAGACCAAGCUGGAGUACAAAGAAGUCAAUCUCUAAAAGCAAAAAGGCCCAAAUAUGACCCGGUUUACAUCUAAACAAGUUUAACAUUUGAUGUAUCACAACAAACACAAACAGCAAACCUAUUAGAGAAGUUUUUUAUAUUCAAAAACAUCACCCUAGAAUUCCCAUUUAUUGGUUUUAUUUUUGGCUAAAUUCGAUGUAUCAUGCAUAAGUGUUAAGGAGAAGGGUUGACAUGGUGGUUUGAAUGGGAAGCAUUUAAACAAUGAAAAAGAAGGGGACAGAUUGGGAGUGUCUGGUAUGACAACACAUGUCGCUGUGCUACAGUACAGCAUGAUAUUUAUGAGGUUUUUUUUAGAUUUCUCUUUUGUAUUCUAAAUGGGACUUGUACUCCUUGAGCUUUUACACUGUCCAUGCAUAUGUUUGUGAUUAGUAAAUAUAUGCAAAUAAUAUGAGAAGAGCGAGUCACUGAUGCCUCAUUCACAAUGGUACGAUGCACAAAAAAGCUGCUUCCCACAAUGCACCUCUCUGUCCAAAUGAAAAAACAAUCAGUAACAAAAGAACCAACACACUUUCAUCUGACUUCACACACUGUUGGAUUCACUUCUUAGCGUAUUGUUGCAGUCAUUGAUAUCAUUGACCUUUUGCUGCUUAACGAUGUCAUCUCUGCCUAACGGACAUUUAGUGCGACUAUGUCUUCCUUCUCUGUCUUUGGUGUGAUCUCUCUCUCUCUCUGUGUAUUAUCUGUAAAAGAAACCUUGUUUGUGGGUCGUCUGUGCUAACAUGAUGUGUGUGAAGCCUGCCCCCUAGUGUCUAUUGUGUGUACAGGCUCAGAUGAAGAGCCCUACCUGUGGUACGAUGCUUCAUUAUAUCAUAGUCUAUUCCACAUGACAGAAAGCAACCAGCAUUGUAAGAUAAAAAAAAAAGUGCGUUCAUGAAAUGUCAAUAUGAUUUUUAUGAUGGUCUUAUUUGUGUCUGCAUCAUAUUUAUCAGGAGUAUCAUGGAUUGAAGUGGACUGAAUUUUCACUCUGCAAGUUUUGGCCCUGAGAAGAAGAGGCGGCACAAACUAGGUCUGAGUGGAUAUUAGAUGUAUGGAAUCAUUGUUGUUGUUAUUUAUAUACCUUUUUCUAGAGAUGUAAUUAACUCUUUAAGUGAACUGAACUGACUGAAUAACACCUGCAAAAGGGACACUCUGCGUUUUGACUCAGCAUCCAGGAUUUCCCGCCAAAAGAUUCAAAUAAAAACGAGUUUAAAUGUAAGUCUAUGUGCUCUGAUCUGAACUGAGGCCACAUAUGUAUUGAGUUAAUCCACUUUAUAUAGAUUUAACUUAAUAGUUAUGUACUUAACUUACAGAUUUUCUUUUUACAUUGGUAGUGAUGUCAAAAUCGCCUGAGUCUCCCUCUUAAACCAGCUGUUGUUUUGUGCUCUUUUGAAAUUGCAUGACCGAUGUUAGUGGCUAACGCGUUUGACAAUGGUGCGGUGGUGAGAAAGAGCGAGAGAAAGAAAGCACAAUGUUGAAUAUUAUUAUUAUUAUUAUUAUUCCUAUGUAUUUAUGUGCAAAGAUAAGCUGAUAUGUUGUUGUGGUGGAUUUUUAUUUUUCUUAUAAAUGUAGAUUUACGUCUGUAUUGUUCAUUGUUCUGCUGAAAAAGACUCAUCCUCAACGUUGUCCGGACAUUACAGCCAAUGGGAAAACUUCUUCUGAACACAGUGUCCAAUUAGAGUUUGUGGUUCACACAGCCCUCCAAUCAACACUCCUGUUGUAUCCCAUGCCAUGUGACGCACCCCUGUAUGAUAGCUCCAAUGAGAGGAUUGUGUGUGUGUGUGUGUAAGUGAGAAUGAUGUGUGUGCUUGUGGUUGUGUGUGAGUUUUGGGGGAAAGCAGAGCUUUGUAUAUAAUGGCAAAGGAGCAGUGGCGUGUGUGUGUGUGUGGAGAGCGGUCAGUGAAAGUUCAAGGUGGAAGGCCAAAGUUAACAUGGUGCACUGUAAUUCUCCCAGAGGUCUUUGUGAAAUGUCAUGUCAGAUUGUUUUUGAUUAACACAAUAAAAAUAUGCAGUUACUUAAAAAUUAAA
Molecule: messenger RNA, 6758 nt
Organism: Labrus mixtus (cuckoo wrasse)
Lineage: Eukaryota; Metazoa; Chordata; Actinopteri; Labriformes; Labridae
Gene: sema3b
Product: sema domain, immunoglobulin domain (Ig), short basic domain, secreted, (semaphorin) 3B
Exons: 18
Coding region: 1139-3580 (813 amino acids)
Biological process (GO): negative regulation of axon extension involved in axon guidance; semaphorin-plexin signaling pathway; negative chemotaxis
Molecular function (GO): semaphorin receptor binding; chemorepellent activity
Source: RefSeq, a predicted model, not a curated record